This is a messenger RNA of Zingiber officinale, 1152 nucleotides long. RefSeq names its product protein MIZU-KUSSEI 1-like. The transcript has a single exon. Gene Ontology annotation, biological process: hydrotropism. Lineage: Eukaryota; Viridiplantae; Streptophyta; Magnoliopsida; Zingiberales; Zingiberaceae. The coding region runs from base 161 to 913 and encodes 250 amino acids. The record is from RefSeq and is a predicted model, not a curated record.
CAAUUCCUAAGGGACGUGCAGUCAAAAAGACAGAAGAGAUAAAAACAGAGUAGAAAAAGCCAAGGCAAGCCAAGCCAAUAAAGCCACCCCAACUUCUCUUUUUCUUUUUUGAUUUCGUCGUUAAUUUCCUACUUAAUUAUCCCCUCGUGUCGCUUAAGCUAUGAGGAGCAGCAUCACCAUGGGAAGGCAUUUCCAGUGGAGGAUGAAGCUAAAGAAGAAGAGUUCGAAGGAAGAGAUCGCGUCGGGAGAGGACCUGCAGGAUGAAGAGAAAUCCGCUCUCUCCUUCUCUGGAUCCUCGUCCUACCCAACGAAUCAGGAAGAAUCAAAGAAGAGGAUUUCUUCGGCGGCCGAGACAGCCGUGUCUCGGAUUCGCUCCCUUCUCACUGCGGCCGCUACUAGCCGCCGCAACCGCCAGCCUGCCUUCGUGAUCGGGACACUUUAUGGUCACCGCCACGGUCACGUUCGCUUUGCCUUUCAGACGGACACCAAGGCGGCCUGUCCGGUGAUGCUUGUUGAGUUGGCCACGCCGACUGCUGCGUUGGUGCACGAGAUGGCAUCGGGGCUCGUGCGGAUCGCGCUGGAGUGCGAACGCAAGCCAGCCGACGCCGGGAAGGCGGAGAGGACGCUAGUGGAGGAACCGGUUUGGAAGGCGUACGUCAACGGGAAGAAAUGCGGGUACGCAGUGCGGCGCGAGUGCGGGCCGAUGGACUGGAAGGUGAUGCGGGCGGUGGAGCCUGUGUCGAUGGGGGCGGGAGUCAUCCCCGGCGACGGCGACGGCACGGAUAAGGACGUGAUGUACAUGAGGGCGAGGUUCGAGAGGGUGGUGGGGUCCAGAGACUCAGAGGCAUUCUACAUGAUGAACCCCGACGGAAAUGGCGGACCUGAGCUCAGCAUCUACUUCCUCAGAGUCUAAUUAUAAUUAAUUGCCAGAAUAAUUAAUUAGGAUCAAUGGUUAAGCUCUUGGUGUUCUUAAUAAAUAAUUGAACUGGUUAUCCUUUCCAUUCAUCUCAUCAUGGCAUUGGUCAUGUGCUGAAAUGAAUGAAGCAUAGAAUUAUGUGAUAAGGUUUGUUUAGUAUUCAUUUGUUACAUGUCCUGUAAGUAUCCAAUGUUGUAGAGGUACUCAUUCUCAGUGCUUUAAGUUCAAUUUGGUUA